AGUUAGAUGACGGAUCAUGUCUAGAGGCGGUCUACUAUAUACUGGUCGCCCUUGUACCAGGGCGCUCGAGGCGACGUUACCCCUUCUUCAACGAUGGCGACGCUCACAUACUCCCAGGCUAAUAUCCUUCAGUUAUGGGCGCGUAUUUUACGUUCGCUGCUGAGCACAGAGCUCUGACUCUCCUAAUCAGUUCAUGACCCUGCUUUAUGGCGCAUACGUUAUAUUAUUUGGCCUAUGCAUGCGCGCAGUCUUCUCUAGGGGACAGAACGUCACUCGGAUCAACAAACGAUUCAUAUCCAUCACCGUGGUUCUCUUCAUCCUCUCGACAGCCCAAACAAUAUGUCUACUCAUGCUUACGUUGCUUACUCUGAGCUACGAUCAAUACUUCAUCCCUCGGGCUAACCGCGCAUUAUUACCUGAGCCAAUAAUCAAGAAGCUCCAAAGCGAUCAGAAUAUCUUGAACCUGUAUCAAUCACUUAGUGACUCUAUGAUCGCGACGACCAACUUAAUCGCGGACGGACUUCUAAUUUGGAGAUGCUUCAUCAUCUGGAAUCGCCGUGUCUCGGUCAUCGUCCUCCCGAGCAUCAUCCUCAUGGUAGGCACCGCCUGCGGAUACGCGGUUUCCGGAGUCGACGUCUUCUGGUACCUCCGGAAACGGAACCACCCAACCUUAAUGAAUGCAGAACCAAUAUGGUCUCGGUUGCAACACUACGAGAUAAUCUUUACGAAAGGCUUUCUGAUUAGCUCUGCCGUGACAAAUAUGUCGAUGAGCAUCCUGAUAGCGUCGCGAAUAUGGUGGAUCAUCAGAAAACAGUUGGCCUACCGAAGAACCGCCAGACGAUACAUGCGAUUGGUAUACCUCAUCACGGAAUCGGGCGCAGUAUACUCUGUGUCCCUCCUACUCUCUGGUAUCUUGUACUCGGCUGGGUACGAUGUAGCUGGGUCGGUGGUCAUGGGUUUCCAAUAUCAGCUUGUCGGAAUCUUUCCGACAAUGAUUAUCGUCCUUGUGGCCCUCGGAAAGUCUGUUGAGCAAACAGAGGAUUGCGGCCCGCCUGAACCCAUCCGCUUUGCCACUAAUCCGGAUCGUAGGGUCCCAACUCGAAGGGUCGAGAGUGACCGCUACGAGGAUGACGAGAAGAGUUUGGAUAGCCGGAGUGUGGCCGUAGUAGAAAUUCGAGUGGGAUCAGAGUACGACCGUCAAAGAGUAGACGGAGACUCGAGCACUAGUUUGACGGUUUAG
Gloeophyllum trabeum ATCC 11539 is the source of this 1240-nucleotide messenger RNA. RefSeq lists its product as uncharacterized. The record is from RefSeq and is a predicted model, not a curated record. The coding region runs from base 194 to 1240 and encodes 348 amino acids. The transcript has 10 exons. Lineage: Eukaryota; Fungi; Basidiomycota; Agaricomycetes; Gloeophyllales; Gloeophyllaceae.